Molecule: messenger RNA, 1407 nt
Organism: Hyaloperonospora brassicae
Lineage: Eukaryota; Oomycota; Peronosporomycetes; Peronosporales; Peronosporaceae
Source: the annotation of a GenBank genome assembly
AUGGGCUGGCGGGGUCUUUCCACGUUACUUGGUGUGCUAUUUGGCCACACGAACGUCCUUGGAAAGGACACUUCUGUUCCUGUCUGGCAACCUGCAGUUUCUACCUUGACCACCGCGGACCCUUACGCCAUGACGCUUCAAGUCCUCCAGUACAAUUUGUUCGGCCGGCCGUACGAAGUCUCAAAAGAUGGACAGCGCGAGCGACUGCAGCGGGUCCCUGAGUCACUUGAUCGGAUUUCCAAAUCGAUUGACGUCGUGACGUUAGCCGAGGCCGACAUUCAGACGCAGCGGGACGACAUGCUCGCGCAAUUCCAAAAGUUUGGUUUUCAUCAUGUCACGUCGAUUUUGCACGACCCGGACCCGUUUACCAGUUUAUUGAACGGUGGAGUGAUGAUAGUUUCCAAGUGGCCCAUUGUCCGAGAGGCACAACAUGUGUACCGUAAUGCUUGUCACUACUCGGACUGUCUUGCGGCAAAAGGCGUCAAGUAUGCUCGCAUACUGAAGACCGUAGAUGGUGUAUCCAAGAUAUUCAACGUGUUCGCAACGCAUAUGCAGGCUUGGUCGACGCUCGAAGGACGGUCUGACCGGAUCGAGCAAGCUAAGCAGAUGCGCCAAUUUAUCGAUGCUAUUGGCAUUCCGCAUCACGAGCCUUUGCUUCUUGCCGGGGACUUUAACGUGGACAACCAUACGUUUGGAAGUGAAGUGGCAUAUCUGGUGGAACUGCUUCAAGCACACGAGCCUCGUCGGAUCGGUGAACAGAACUUUACUAGCGACCCACACACGAACGUACUGGUUGGGCGCGACGGGGCUGCGAUCAGUAGCAAGUGCUUUGCGCAAUAUGUUCACAAUUGGGGGCCGGCAAAGGACGGCGUUUACCAUCCGUCACUGCUUACCCGAUCAACUUGCAUGGUGCAUGCUGUCAUGGACGAGGCUAGUUGGCUUGUGCAUGCUGAGGUAGACGAUAUGUGCUAUUGCCCGUGCUGUCCACUAGAGUGGCUAGACUACACCCUGUAUGGCAGAGACCCUUAUCAGCAGCCCAGCACCAUGCCAACGAUUGAAGCUUACGCGAAUCAAGUCUCACGUUUCACAGUUGAUUGGACUGCCUCCGAAAGCAGCAUGAAAAUGGCCUUGGUCGAUCUCUCCGACCAUUACCCGGUCCUUGGAAAGUAUGAGUUCCCAGUGACCCGUGGGAAAGGAAAAGAUGAUGAUCCGAUGACGUAUCACUUGGACGGGUGCUCGACGGACGAUGAUUGCCACUUCCGCAGUUUCCGCUGCUACUGCAACGGCCGGAACUGCUAUUACGAGGGCAAUUACACCAACGGAUGGCAUUUGGACUCGACACACCCGGUCAACCGCAAUUGCUUGUAUCAAAAGACCUCCUUUCGGUGCUUAUGCGGACCAACAUAA